AUGGGCAAAUUCAGCAUUGCCAUUUUAUUAUGCUUUCUGCUGGUGCUUGUUCUACUUGGACAAAACCAGGCUUUUAAAACACCAAUCUCAGCUUCACAGCCACAACGCCAAGGCAACCAUGCUACGUAUGGUGCCACUCAAGGCAGCCUUCGUCCUCAGGAAUGUGCACCGAGGUGCACCACUAGGUGUUCAGCGACGGCAUACAAGAAGCCAUGCCUGUUUUUCUGUCAAAAAUGCUGUGCGAAGUGCUUGUGUGUGCCUCCUGGAACGUAUGGGAACAAACAGUCUUGCCCUUGCUACAACAACUGGAAGACCAAGAGAGGAGGCCCCAAAUGCCCUUGA
Messenger RNA from Dovyalis caffra, 342 nucleotides. The record is from the annotation of a GenBank genome assembly. NCBI's taxonomy places the organism in Eukaryota, Viridiplantae, Streptophyta, Magnoliopsida, Malpighiales, Salicaceae.